AUGCCUCCCAGGAUGAAAAGUUCGAAGGGCGCCGCGUCCAAGCGAGAAGGCAGCAACAACGAAACCAGUAACACCGAGACUAGCAAGAAUGAGAGCCGCAACAGUCGUGGAGGCAUUUCCAAAGAAGCCAGUGUGACGAGAAAGAGGACGCAGAACCGGAUCGCACAACAAUGUCUUCGAGAGCGAAGAGCCGCGAGCAGUCGGCAUGCUGACAGAAUAUUAGACACGAUGGAGAUUGUCGCUGAGCCUGAACAGCUGACGAUGCUGCUCGAAGCGCAGGCAAAGCUCACUAGAGAGAACCAACGGAUGGAGGACGCCCUCUUCCACAUGCGGAAGAAACUGCUUAGUUUGAGUGACGCCGCGGCUACUGCUGCCGAUGACCCUAUAUUUGAGGAGUUUCUUGGGCGCAGGUUAUCGUCGUCGAGCAACUGGUUUUCAGAAACGCAACAAGAGAAUAUGCCUACUAUGUCUAGAGAGUCUCCGAAUCAAAACCAUAUCUCUUUAGCAUCACCUCCACAGGAGACAUAG
Bipolaris victoriae FI3 is the source of this 528-nucleotide messenger RNA. RefSeq lists its product as hypothetical. Bases 1 to 528 code for a protein of 175 amino acids. The transcript has a single exon. The record is from RefSeq and is a predicted model, not a curated record. NCBI's taxonomy places the organism in Eukaryota, Fungi, Ascomycota, Dothideomycetes, Pleosporales, Pleosporaceae.